AGCGCCACCCCUCGAUUGGAUGGCGAAAGUUGCAAGGACGCUUCGGAUGAUAGCCAACUAGCAAGUGAAAACAAUAUUUUGUCAGCAUAAAUACUGUUAAAAAUUAACGUCCAAAUUGAAGGAGGCUCAUCAGUAGAAAUAUCCCAUUAAACUGGAAUGGCAGUGAAAAAGGAAAUGAUCCAUGAAGACUGUUGGCUGCUGGCUGAGCAGCUGCCCCACUGGGGACAUCAUCAGGAGCCCAGAUAACACCUCCAAACUGGCCAGUGUUUUAUUAUCUUAAGGGACCUGGAGCUGCUUAAGCUUUCCAUCCAACAAAGCUACUGCACUGGAGAUGCUGUUAGAUGAGCCAUGAUCCCCAUCACUGAGCUGCGGUACUUUGUGGACACCCAGCCUGCAUACCGCAUCCUGAAGCCAUGGUGGGAUGUGUUCACAGACUACAUCUCCAUCGUCAUGCUCAUGAUUUCUGUUUUUGGUGGAACACUUCAAGUCACCCAAGACAAGAUGAUCUGCCUUCCCUGCAAAUGGGUCGUCAAUGAGACAUGCAAGAGGAACUUCAGCUCCAACUUGUCCGCGUCCUUCCCAUCGGAGCCAAAAGGGAUUCAGUAUGAUCUGGAUCGCCAUCAGUACAAUUAUGUUGAUGCAGUGUGCUAUGAAAAUAGGUUGCAUUGGUUUGCCAAGUACUUUCCAUACUUGGUAUUACUCCACACACUUAUUUUCCUAGCUUGCAGCAACUUUUGGUUUAAAUUUCCUCGGACUAGCUCCAAACUAGAACACUUUGUUUCCAUUUUGCUUAAAUGUUUUGACUCUCCCUGGACAACCAGGGCACUGUCAGAGACUGUGGUGGAAGAAAGUGAUCCUAAACCAAUGAAAAUGAAUGGAUCUUUUGACCAUAAGGAGUCGGUAAUAAGUGAGGAUGUGGAAGCCAGCAUUCCAAUGAUUCAGAGAACAAAGACGCGCUUCGAGCAAGGCAUCGUUGAUAGAACGGAGACAGGAGUUUUGGACAAGAAGGAAGGAGAGCAGGCAAAAGCUCUGUUUGAAAAAGUGAAGAAGUUCCGUAUCCACGUGGAAGAAGGAGACGUCGUAUACAGACUGUACAUCCGUCAGACAAUCAUAAAAGUUAUCAAGUUUAUUUUAAUCAUCUGCUACACAGGGUAUUAUGUGCACGAUAUUAAAUUUAGUGUGGACUGUUCUGUGAAUAUAGAAAGCCUGACCGGUUACAAAGUGUACCACUGUGCUCAUCCGCUUGCUACACUUUUUAAAAUCUUGGCGUGUUUCUACAUUUGCUUAGUGGUGGUGUAUGGUCUGAUCUGCAUGUAUACGCUCUGCUGGAUGCUGCGGCGCUCUCUGAAGAAGUACUCGUUCGAAUCAAUCCGGGAGGAGAGCAGUUACAGCGAUAUACCCGACGUGAAGAAUGACUUUGCAUUUAUGUUGCACAUGAUCGACCAGUAUGAUCCUCUGUACUCCAAACGCUUUGCCGUCUUCCUCUCAGAGGUCAGUGAAAAUAAGCUGAGGCAGCUAAACCUCAACAACGAGUGGACGCUUGACAAGCUCAGGCAGAGGAUAACCAAGAACUCUCAGGAGAAAUUGGAGUUGCACCUUUUCAUGCUGAGCGGCAUUCCAGAUACAGUGUUUGAUCUGAUGGAGUUGGAAGUUCUCAAGCUGGAGCUCAUCCCAGACGUUACCAUCCCGCCAAUCAUCGCACAGCUGGUCAACCUUCGAGAGAUGUGGCUCUAUCACACUCCCGCAAAAAUCGAAGCUCCCGCCUUGGCGUUUUUGCGCGAGAAUCUAAAGUCUCUGCACAUCAAGUUUACAGACAUUAAAGAAAUCCCUUUAUGGAUUUACAGUUUAAAAAACCUGAGCGAGCUUCAUCUCACAGGGAAUUUGAGCGCUGAGAACAACCGUUACAUUGUCAUUGAUGGGCUCCGUGAGCUUAAAAGGCUCAAAGUUCUCCGUCUGAAGAGCAAUCUCACCAAGCUACCUCAAGUUGUGACCGAUGUUGGCCUGCACCUCCAGAAGCUCUCAAUCAACAAUGAAGGCACUAAGUUGAUGGUGCUGAACAGCCUAAAGAAGAUGGUGAAUCUCACAGAGCUAGAGCUCAUUCGCUGUGAUCUAGAGCGCAUACCCCACUCGAUCUUCAGUUUGCACAACCUGCAGGAGAUUGAUCUGAAGGACAACAACCUAAAGACCAUAGAGGAGAUCAUCAGCUUCCAGCACCUUCAUCGGCUUGUGUGCUUAAAGCUCUGGUACAACCAGAUUGCCUACAUUCCUAUUCAAAUCGGCACUCUGACCAACCUGGAAAAGUUGCAUCUAAACAGAAACAAGAUUGAGAAGAUUCCCAGCCAGUUGUUUUACUGCCGGAAGCUACGAGUCUUGGAUUUGAGCCACAAUAACUUGACAUGUAUUCCAGCAGACAUCAGUUACCUUCAAAAUCUACAGUACAUGGCAGUGACAGCCAACAGGAUCGAGGCUCUGCCAAAUGAGCUGUUCCAGUGCAAAAAGCUUCGCACUUUAAACCUGGGGAACAACUGCCUCCAGUCUCUGCCGUCGCGGUUUGGAGAGCUCACCGCACUGACUCAGCUAGAGCUUAGAGGAAACCGCCUGGAGUGCUUGCCUGUGGAGCUGGGAGAGUGCAGACAGCUAAAGAGAAGCGGUCUCGUGGUAGAAGAGGACCUCUUCAACACGCUGCCUGCAGAUGCUAAAGAACAGUUGUGGAAAGCUGACAAAGAACAAGUAUGAAGGAAGCCAUACAUACCCUGCGCUUCGAUCAGGUCACAGAAUGGUGACCCUGAGGCACUAAGAAACAGGAUGUGAUCUUGUUUCCGUGUACUACCAUUAAAGUAAGGUAUUAAUGCCAGUGCCAGUCUAGCAGAACCAAUACGGACGCUGGUAGCUGCUGUUCAUUUUGUUUAUAUUUUUCUUUUAGAACAUUCUGAGGCCAGUGCCAUUGUGAUCGGGAUCUUUUGUUUACAAUAUCACGGUGUGGUAUUUAUGGCUUAGAGGAGGAAAUGUACAGACAAACUACUGGCCAGCUAAACGUAGACUACUCUGCAUUCCAAAAUAGUACCAGAUUCAGGGUUAUUUGGGCGGUUUAUAUGACCAACCAAAGCUAUAACAGCAAUAUUACAAAGUCAUCAACUUUCUAAAAGGCAUAGAAACUCAUCUCUUGUCCAACAUCAACUAAGUUGUCUUUUACUCAAAUAUAUGAACCUAAAACAUUGAUCCGGGUGUUUCAGUUCUACGUUGUGGACCACAGAUCUCAGAGGCCUUCAGCUCCACAGGGUUGAUUGGUAAACUCUUAUAAACAUAAAAAAUAAACUAACACAUUGGAGGUAAAUGAGUGUCAGUGAAAGUCUCGUAGAGAUCAGAGUUGUCUUUGAGAGAAAUUUGAUGGCAUUGCUACAGCAACAUUACAGUCUUAUCCCACACUGUAAUGUUGCUACAGCAACAUUACAGUGUGGGAUAAGGCUUUUGGGGCAGAUUGGUGACCUAAUUUAUUUGGAAUCUAGAUUUAAUCCUCCUCAGUGGAUCAGCAUUAGUGGAGGUUUGUAUUAAUAUAACCAAUACUAGGGGCUUGUUUUUCUUGUUUACAUCCAGGGCUGCAGCCGUAUUUUGAUCUUUUAAUAAUCUUUUGCAAACCAAUAGAAAAACAUACUUCUAAAAUAUAAGUUGAUGAGUCAUAUCCGUCUCAUAGGAAUCCAUUAAGAGGCAGGACUUAUCUUUUGGAUUAUAUAACAGUGGAAACUGGCUCAGGAAGAGUAGUCGCCUUGGAUUCUGAAUUUCUGGGUUGGAUUCCUGCUUCUUCCUGUCACAGCUCAAUGUGCCGCAGGGCAAGUCACUUGACCGUUGGUGGUUUGAGUUGCUGGAAUGAGUAGAAAAGCAUAUUAUGAAUUCAGUCCCAUUACAGUGAAGUUAACCUUCAAUAAGGCAGGGCCAUGAAUAGCAUUGCUAUCACUAGUAUCAGUAUUAAUGAGCACGUUUACUCACGCAACCAUAAGCUUUGAAGCAAUAAUGAAUCCCUCUGCAGAUUUAGCUGCCCCCCUAAAUGAGCACCAACAUUCGCACUGUACUCCCUCUUGAAACCAAAUGUUUUUCUACAAUUUUACACACGGGAUCUUGGAAGUCACUAUUUUCUCAAUUUCGCCUGUAGUUGCUGACUUGCCCCAUUACUUCCCUGCAUACUCAUCAUGCACAGUGCCAUGUCACUGGUUACAAGGUCUUAUUGUAGAUAGACAAAAAAGGGCUUCAUUUAUUAACAAACUCAGCAAAAAACAUAGCAUAAAACAAAAAUAACAGAUGCCACACCAGCAGGGUGCAAUAAUUGUUCUGAAAAACUUUAUUAUACAUAGAGUGCGUUAUUCCCAUAUAAAUUAGAGAAGUCAUAUAAGGAGACUGCUUCUUUAAAAUGUGUCGUUAUUACACAUUAUUUUCUAACAAAACAUGUAAGAUUUCCUUUAAUGAGAUGAAAAAUAAAUACUUUUCCAAAGUGAAGGAAAGCAUGUAAAAUUGGCUCCCUUAACAGUUAGAACUAGCCUUGAGUUUUUUGGUGUUAUACAGUAUUUUCUUAAGUGUUAAAUGUAGGCAUAGGCUGGUAUGAUUUUCUAAUGGUACAGCCCUGAGUAAAAAUACAAUCAUAUAACAAUAUGGUAUUAAUACAAAAAUAUAAAGGAAAGAUAUGCAUGACAUUACAGUGCAGGAUUAAAGUUUAAAAAGGGUCAACUUGGUGAGAGUAAUGUUACAUUUUAGUUUCCACAUCUUAACUCUGUUAUAUUCCCCUGAAUCUAAAUAAAGGAAUUAAAACCUUAAUGUUGCAAAGCAAAUUCAACCCAAUUUAAGUCACUCAGAUGUAAAAAAAAAAAAAAAA
Cyprinodon variegatus (sheepshead minnow) is the source of this 4861-nucleotide messenger RNA. RefSeq names its product volume-regulated anion channel subunit LRRC8A (gene lrrc8ab). The transcript has 4 exons. The record is from RefSeq and is a predicted model, not a curated record. Gene Ontology annotation, molecular function: protein binding. Lineage: Eukaryota; Metazoa; Chordata; Actinopteri; Cyprinodontiformes; Cyprinodontidae. Bases 349 to 2736 code for a protein of 795 amino acids.